Molecule: messenger RNA, 10233 nt
Organism: Larimichthys crocea (large yellow croaker)
Lineage: Eukaryota; Metazoa; Chordata; Actinopteri; Sciaenidae
Gene: tmem265
Product: transmembrane protein 265
Exons: 2
Coding region: 4535-5599 (354 amino acids)
Source: RefSeq, a predicted model, not a curated record
CUCUCUCUCUCUCUCUGUCUCUCUCUCUCUCUUCCACCAUGACUGAUUAGAGCUGGGUGCUCUCCAGUAUAAAAUGGCUGCAGCCCAUCACCCCAGGCGGGGCCUUCCAUGCCGGGCUCUGGACGAGGACAUUUAGCCGCACAUCUUCAAAGACUUCUGAGAUCUUGGGCACCAGGAUUAAACGCUAAUCUACGAAGAUAUUUCUCGUCGCCAAAUCCAGAAGCGACAGUCAUGAGUAAUUGCUAUGUGAUCCAUUCACGAUCAGUGCAGCAAAGUCUUAUUACCCAUAAUUAUGGGAGCAAUUAGGCAUUUGCAAUUAAAAUCUAAAAGUGUCCAUUUGAAUUGACCCUUCCACCAUAUUCUCUGCAGUUUUCUUUUUUGACACUCCCUCCGUGUUAAUGUGAUUGGCCUUUCAGCUUCACUAACUCUUUUUAACAAGAUGUAGCACUGGUGUGGCAGGAUGGUGUGUGUGUGUGUGUGGACACAUGGGAGGAGAGACAGGAAUGGGGAAAGAGAAAGACAGCUGAGGUAUAUUAAAGUUGUCAGAAUGUGGCCAGUGAUUGUGGUCAAUAUUUGAACAUUAAGAUGAUGUUUGUUUGACCGAGGUGAAGGACGGGAGUGAAGUAAACCGAAGGCCGCAGGAGGUCCUGAUGAAUAUGGGUGAGUGUGUGUGUGUGCUUGUAUGUUUAUGUAUGAAUGCUUCAGCCUCAUUUUAAUCUGACAAGACUAUCAGUUCAAGACUGGGUAUGUGUGCAUAUUAAGCUGCCAGGGACUGCUGACGGUGAGGAACUGUUCACUGUAUGUGGUCGCAGGUGCCUCUGCAUCCAAGGGAACCGGGAGAGGAAGAAAGAGGAGGAGGAGGGAGAGAGGAAGAGAUGGAGGUAGAUGAGAUGGAGAGGGAGAGUAGGUCAAGAGAUGUAUUGUGCUUAUGGAAGCGUGGCAAACAUGGAGAUAAAGGACAAAGACGCAUGAUAAGGCCUUGGGGCAGGAGGAGGGAUUAAUUGCCCUUGGCACACAAGGCCACUCGAUGAAUUGCCCCGGGCAGUCGACACAGAGGAGGUCUACGAUACGGUGCCGAAGGUGUUACAGUGGAGAGAGGCUGGUGGGAGGUGAGGUUAAUUAAACCCUUCAGUGUGAAACACUCUCAUUCAUUACCUUCAUUACCUUGUUCAUUUAAUCUGCUCUGCUGUUGGCAUUUUAUCACAUUCAGCCUCACUGUAGCGUCAUACAGGUGAUUAGGCUUCAUGUUGUGGACCCCCAGCUGCAGAUGGGGUAACUGAGAGUGAGAGCAGCAGGUCAGAACAGCCACAGCCACUCACAGCAAACAGCAAAAAAAUAAAUUGAGUUCACGCCGGACAUGCAUUUUACUUGAUUUUCCACCCUGGAAUCAGUGGAUUAGUCUUAAAAGUGGAAAAUGAAAACGAUUUUCACUCCCCGUCUCCAGUGAACUGUGCCGAGGCCAAUAUACAGUAAAAGAGUCGAGGAGAACUGCUCAAAACGGGCAUGAGUGCAGAACUGACGGAGCGAACUAAAUUCAGGGACUCGUCUUUAUAACGACCAAAACAAGCCAAAACUUCUCAGCGGUGGUUUUGUUGUCAUGAUGUUUGCUUAAAAUAAACACACAGCCUUCACAUCUGGUACCUGGCACCAGAAGACAAAUUUGCACUUUGAGGGCAUGGCGAAAGCAAGCGAGCGGGCGAAAGGUGGAACAAAAUGGAUUGCAUCAUGACAAAACAUCCCAUUUUCAACUCCAUUAGGUCUCCCUCACAGUCUUGACAGUGUUGUGCUUUUUGCCACUUCACAUGAUUAAUCACGUGUGGAGGCUGCAGCAGAAACACAGGCGCCCGAACUGCAGGCAGCUGAGGCUCCACGCUGGAGAUGACUGAACAAUCACAAGAUACGCUGACAAGUGGAGGAGAGACACACAAAGAAAGAAAGAGAGUCAGGCACUGGAAUAAAGUCUUCGACAACAAAUGGUAGCAAUGUUCUAACAGAGUUUGUGUUUGCGUUUAUCCAGACACAUAACAGUGAAUUUUGUAGACUAAAAGGAGUUUUUUUUUGUGUUUUUUUUAAAAAGGUGGAAUUUUGCACAACAAGAUCUGUUUACAGCUCAUGCAUAUGUGGUGAGAGAAGUCAUGAGAAGCCUUUUGUGGUUUCAAACGGAGCUGCACAAUAUUUGAAAUUGCCUCAAGAGAUGUCACUUGAGUCUACAAGACGACGUGUUUGAAAAUGGAAAAAGAAUCUGGAGGUGUGGAGCUACAACAAAAGCCCACUGCUCCUCAUCUUCACUCAAGGCUAUAGCUCGAGGCUACAUUAACACCUGCUAGCAUUAUACACCCAAAUCUCAGACCAUAUUGUCUGUGGUUGAGUUGCAUUGUGGAUGAUGUAGGUGAAAUGUUUUGGCAAGGAGGUAUUCUCUGGUUCUGCUGCAUUGAUUUUGAGCCUCUUUUUUUUUGGUCUCUAUCCAUCACAAGUGUGAUAAUGUUAGAGGACUGCAAAGCGAAAAGUACUCUUAAUUCAAGCCUCACACUCUUGAGAUGACACCCAGGGUAAGAGCCAAGAACAAGGAGGUGAGGGAUUGAAUCCUCCUCGUUUGCCAUGUUUGUGGAGGUCAGCCUCAGGUCUGAUUUGGAGCACUGCUCAGUGUUGACGUUUUUAGCAUUCACGGACAGUCUGUAACCCCAUGUGUCCUUCCAAACUUCCCCAAUCAUGUCUAAAGCGAAAGUGAUGACUGCACACUACUGUGGACAGCCUGUCCGCCUGGCUGCCCCUCGCCCUCCUCUGGUAUUCUCACUGUUCUCCGUUGUCCUUUUUCCUGCCUCUCUCCUUACUCUCUCUCCUCUCUGAAAGUGAGCCAGUGUACAGAAUGACCUUCAACCACACCCAGAGGGAACAAAAAGGAGGAUAGUAGCAGGAUGGAGGGAAGAACAGGAUAAACAUUGGUGACAAAGAGACAGUGGAAAGAAGAAGAGAAGUGAGGAACAAAUACUACCCCAUGCAAGUGGGGAAAAUGGAAAAUCUCUUCUCUUGGAAGCCAGCGGAGCGCAAAGCUGAAUCUGACAAGAAAGAUGACUCUCCAUCCCCUUUCUCACCAGUCUGAUUAAACCUCUCACUCUAAAAUGAACCCGCCACACUCACAGAGUCGCAGAAAGAGUGGGAGUGGACUUUAACCUUUGUGGAAGGUGCAGACCUUGAAGAAGAAGGUGACAAAAAAAAAAAAUCUCGUCUGCGUUUGACAAAGGCAACAAAAUUAAAUUCUUGAACAAGGAAAGCAGCUAGGCUUCUUUUAAAACUGUCUCCAAAAAGAUUAAUUUUUCUUCUAGAUCUGCCAAGGAAAAAUCCCAAUCCUUCUGUUGAAGUGUGCAGUAAGCUGCUGUAAUGAGUUAAUCUACAACAGAGGAAUGAUUUCCUUGUGUGACUAAGACAGUAAGCAGACAGAAGGAGGACUAAUUAAAGUUGUAACAUCUGCCUUCUGAGCUCUAAAUGUGUCUACAGGCUACGAGCAUCUUUCGCUCUACUUCUUCCGCUCUCAUUUCAAGCCAGAAAGGGUAAAUAAGGUACCAGCCCGCUUCCAAACAAUGCAACUAAUCUUCUGCAAGUGGCAUCAUCACGAUUACCAUAACCAAUGAGUUUACUGUAACUGGGGUGCUUGCAAGUAUUCAUAGCAUCCUCCAGCUCAACUUCCACAGCUGAUGGUGGAGGAGAGGAGGAGAAACUGAGGAGGGGUGGGAGGUCUGGACUUGAGCACGUAACAUGCUUACAAAUUAACACCACGACCAAAAACUCGGACAGCGUGAGUGAGUUUCUCCCUCCGUCCGUCCUCCUCUCCCGUGUUGCACCGCUCUGCCUGCUCUCUCUCAUGAGCCAUCUUCUCGGUCGGAUCGGUCUGCGGGCUCCACUUUAACGAUCCCGCGUCGCUUCGUAUGCAGCCGCUCCACUUCUGACCGACUUCCCCCGGCUGCUCCGCACAGCCGGAGCCCGACCGAGCACCCAGCAGCAGCCCCAGCAGCAUCAGCAUCAGCAGCCCCCUCUUGCACGGCUCUCUACCCCCGCUGCUGUGUCAAAAGAUAAACCCCGACAACAGCAGAAGCCGACACUGCGGGGAGGUGACAGAUCCAGAACCAGAUCCAGAACCAGAUCCGAGCCUCUGCAAUAAACCGCGGAGCCUUUUGGAAAUAUCGGCCACGCCAGAUUUGUACGGAAGAAGAGGGGGGAAAUCUUGAUAAGUGUGGUGCUUUUUGUUUUUUUGUUGUUGUUGUUCCCACAAACUCGUCUCUGCUCGGUGUGGCUGUGGCGGUGACUUUCCCCUCUUGCAGCCUCGAGAUGAGCCUUCCCCUGGAGCCUGACUGUGUACAAACACCCGGACUAAGAGAAUAAGACUUUAUCACGGAGCCCGGCUCAUCAACGCCAAUAAAAGAGACUCUACUGGUCCCCGACAGCGCUUCUAUUUUGGGGGGAGAGAGAAAAAAACACACUACUUGGUGUAAAUCAAGCCAGGAGGAUCGAGCCCAAGUGCAAGACGAAUGGUUUGGGCAUGGUGCCCACGCCCCAGGUGUGCGUAUCAACCCUGGUCACGGUGAGCACGAUGGCAGUGGUGGACCUCUACCUGCUGGAGCAGAGCAUGCUGGGAGCUCGUGGCCUCCCAGGACCUAGUGUGUGGCAGUAUGUGGCAGUGUUGCUAGGUGACGUGGGCUUUCUGCUCGCGCUGCGCUUCGUGUCAGCCGGCGUAGUGUCAGAGGCGCGGUCGCCACGUCGUGGUUUUGCCAACGCCCUCUGGUUCCUGUUCCUGUCUCUGCUCCAGCUCAAGCUGUUCUUCGUCUGUCAUAACUACAGGCAGGAGCGCCGGCCACCUGACCCGCUUGCCAGGAAGACUCUGACGCUGCUGCUGUCCAUCUGCUUACCCUCCCUGUUUCUUAUCCUAACGGGUGCUGACCACAUGACCCCGCAGCGCAGGAAGCAGGAGGUGCGGGGUCGGCUCUUGUGGGUGGUGGUGGACCUGCUGGAUGUGCUGGACCUGCAGGCGGGGCUCUGGGAAGCCCAAGGGGGGGCUGCAGCAGGGACUGGAGGGGUUGUUGAGCAGAGGCUGCCCAUCUGGGCUGAGGGCCUGGUCUUCUUUUACUGCUACGCUCUACUGUUGCUGCUGCCGUGUGUGGCCCUCACAGAGCUGGGGGCCACAAGCCUGCCAGGACAAAGGGGACCCCGUAAGGAGGCUUUGUACCCUUGGCUCAGCUUGGUCACCAUCAAUAUCUUCACAUUGGCCCUGAGGGGUACAGGCAUGCUGUGGUACAGGGACUCUCGUGUGUCCACAGUGUUCCUGGGGAAGAACCUGCUGGCUCUGGCUGUGAAACUGAGCUCAGCCUGGGAGAGACACAAGCAGGAGCGCGCUGCUGCAGGAGCUGGGACUGUGGCUGGAGCAGAACCAGGAGACUCGACCCUGCCAAGCCAGAGUUCAGGGCAGGGAGAGGGCCAGGCCCAGGGGAAAGUCCCUCCCUCUCAUUAUCACACACUGUCUCGCUCCCAGAGCCACACUCUCUCCCACGUCAGCCUGGAGCCCACAGAGACGCCCUUAGGGCCCUCUUUCAUCUCACAUGAACUCUAGAGAGUCACUCUGAACAUGCACGCAUGCACAAAAGCAAGUACCCACACCAAAAACUUUGCCAAGCCAGUAUCACAUCCAAACAGAUAACUUUCAGUGCAUCGGUGAUGGGUAAAAUGCAAAACUGUGGAAAUGCAUUUGGCAAGCUUGGCUUUCUGCACAUUUUGUUGUGCUAAGAAUGAUUUAAAAUGCAUUAUUGUGAUUUGUGGGAGUGUAUUUUUAAAUUGAACACUGUGAACACGUUUAUCAGACUGUAAAGAAUACCCCAGAAAUGUAUGCUGAAGUCUAGUAGUGGUUAAUUCCCUUCUUCAAUCUCAAGAUGUGUUGGAUUUGUUGCAUUGUACUUUGAGGUUUUCUUUCCAGUUUCAUUCUGGCAUUUUGCUACUUCAUGUACAGUCUCUGUUUGUAGGUGAGGAACAACCAUCUGUGGUUUACUUUGAGUUGAGUUCAUGUGGUUUGUGUGUGUGUGGGAAAAUUUUUUAUCAACAAUCGUCUGCCAUUACAUGCCAAAAUACAGAUCUACAUGACCUUCUCUGUCACUUUACAGCGAAUUUUCACAGAGAAACGUGUACUACAGAGGAGUAAUGAUUUAUUUGUCGCUUCAAUACCACAGAGACAUGAUUCAACCACUAAAAAUCACUUGACACAGUGCUCCAAUAUUUCAAUGUAGAGUCUAACCCACUGAGUCCAAACCUUUUUGGCUUGUGGCCCUUUAAAUCAAAGUCUACUCACGAUCCUAAAUUGAAGCUCUUAGAUUUUUCUUAUUCAAUGGGUUUCAGAGACCUAAAGAGACAAAGUGAUCCACUUUUUCACAAUAAAAAAAAGGUUAGAGAAGAGCCAGGAAAACAUAAUAUGUGUAGUGGAUGUUUUCUCCUCAUAUCCUAUCUCUUUAUGUCCUGACCUUCCAGAUUUAUUAUUGCAAACCCCUCGAGGGAUCCCUGCACCAAGUGUCACAGUGAGAGAUUUUCAUUCAAAACCAAAAGAGGAAAACAACAGCUGAUAUUACUUAUUAGUUGUCUGGCAAGAAAUAUUAAUCAGUGAAAUCACUGACUGUGGUGUUUGGUUGGAGUGAAAACCUGCAGACUCAUGGGGCCUCGUGCUCGACCAUCCUUGCCAAACUGUGUUUCUUUUUGUCCUUUACUUGAAUUAAAUGCAAAAUUUUAACAUCAGCUAGAGAUGAUUUUAGACAUUCAUACUCUAAGUUUGACAUAUUUUUCAGAACCACUUUUGCUGUUGAUGUUAAAAUCGUCCAGUAGCAGAUUUAGCACAGCAAAAUGUGCAUAACACAAGAUGCCAGCUAUUUAUGAAAGACCAUAAAUAAGAUCUUUCAGAGGUAGGCCUUACAGAUGGGCAAUAUCCUCUUAAUCCUACAGAACACAAACUACAAUACAGGUCUAUUUUAGUACAUUGUUUACAAAGACAGAAUGAGUAAUCCCUUUACAGUUUAAAAUUUACACAUUUAAAAUUCAUGUUUCGCUGUCUUCGUCGUCUGUGCUUGUCUCAAAUGUCUCAAGAAGUCAAAAAAAAAGUAGAAAAAAACAAAAAAAACUGUCUGGCUUGCCCGUCCAGCCCAAACUCAAAUCCAUUUUUUCACUUCAGAUGAAAGAGAUAAACUUUUUAAUUCCACUUGAAUUAUGGAUGGAGCUUUUCAUUCAAUCAUCUGUUAAACUGUGGCAUCGAGGGAUUAUGAUGGGUCAGGGCAGCAGGUGUAGAGGAUGUACAGUACAGUCAAGUGCCUUGUUUCCUCAUGGAGCUUACGAGCCUCAGAGGCGUCAUGAGGUGGACACAUUAUGUGUACCAUGCAGGACUUGACAUAUUAUCAUGUGUAUACUGUGAAGUUAUUCCACAGCUGUUGUCAGCUACACCUCCAGGACAGACCGCAAACUAAUAAAGUGUUUCAUACUCGCCUAGUGUUGACACUUCAAUGGCUAUUAUGUAGGAGCAUUAUCGGCAGCCUGUCACCCACAUAUAGAGAAAAAACUGGAAGAGUCAGGCCAGAUUAUUCAAGACCAGGAGGCCUUAGGGACAAAUAACUGCCCUAGACUCUCAAAACCUCCAUUAUAUUGAAGUCAAUCAACUCCUAUUCUGCAGUCACAGAAAAUUGCUGUGUUUUUAUGUUUUUCUUACACUAGAAACUGGUGAUGUAAAUGGAAGCCCUACCGCAUAUUCAAGCUAUAAAACGUCCGCUCUUUGCUUCACGGAGCGUCACACGGACAAAAGGCCGUCAUUUAUCACAAUUAUGCCAGCGGCCCCAUCAGCUCAGAUCCUCUCGCAGUAAUCCUUGAGUGUGCUGUCGUGUUGUCUGCCUUUAAUGCUGAAAGAGAGGGAAGUCUUGAUGUGAUGGCGUGUGCAUGUCAAGAGUUGUGUUAAGUGCAUGUGUGUGACGUCUGUCAGAAGCUCACAGUGGCCAUGAAUGCACCCGUUGGCCUCUCCUUUGAGCUUUAAUGGUCCUGUUAAUUUAAAUUGAAGCAAUUUGUCAAAAUGCAACCACAUAUUCUCAUUGCUUUAUGCUUGAUUUACAGGCUAUAUUCACGGGAUCUAUUAAGACUAAUGUACACAUCAGCCACAAAAGAGAAAUUCAGUUAAAGUUUCAGUGGGGGAUUUCUCUCUAGUUCAGAGAGACUUUUAAGGAAAAACCACAGAAGGAUAACCAGAGUAGUAGACAGCAUCCAACCCUACCCUUUUUCUUUCAUCUCCUCCUCUCUGCGCACUCUACAUUUCAAACACACGCAUAUUCUGGAUGCACUCCCUGUUGGGCAACUUCUCAUAUUUCUAUUAUACUAAAAGCAGAGACUGCAUAGCCAGCCUCUGCAAAUGACUACCUCCUACAAUUUGUUACACCUGUUAAGCUGUAGAUACAAUGCUCAGCAUUUUCCACCGACUCUCAUAACCUGCUCCUGAAAGAAAGGUGCAUGAGCCGCUCUCCUAGUUUCUUUCGUCUUUUUGGCGCUCUCUCUCCACUCCUCUCUAUUCUUCCCCUCCAUUCGCCUGUGCUAAUUUCACUCCAGCCUGUAAUUAUUCUCCUGUACCAAAGCUGUCAGUUUCCCUUUUUUGUCUCCCGUUCCUUCUUUUAUUUCUCUCGUUUGUUUAAAUUUGCCCCGCAGCCGACAGGCAGCCUACCUCUCUGCACUUCCCCUGUCAAGGGUGGUUAGUCAGAGAUGAGAAAAAAAAAAUAAAAAUAAACGAGGAGGAGAAGCUGGCUAAGAUUAAAGGACCGGGGCCACUGCCUGAAGCAGAGCGGCUGCCGACUGCCAUUUAUUUAUCGUUUGCUACACACGGUGUGAGCUUGAUGAAGCACGGGAGCCAAGAGAGACAAACACCCACACAACAUGCCGCCCUGACAACAAUGACAUCCCAAACAGUCCAAAAGGAGGCACCUUUAGACAAACAUAUGGCUUUGUUUUGCACGGAUGAGCACUUGGCUACAAUCCAUCUCACCUCAUUACCCCAGACGCAGCGACAGCUACAGUAUGCCUACAGGCUCACACCCACCUUGUCUAGUAGAAAGAGCCACGUUUAACAGACAGAUGUCUAAAUCAUUCAUCACAGCACACACUAGCAGCAUCACAGCUUUGGGAGAGAACUUCAAAGUAUAUUCUAUGAGAAAGAAAUGAUGCAAAAGACUCUGAGACUCUUCUCAUAUGCAAUGCAAUACUGGCCAUACUAAUGCUGGUCUCAGAUGUCUGGGUUACAUCAGGACAACAGAAGAGAUAACCACUAGUGAACCUGGGUUAAGCGUCGAUAAGUCGGUUAGCUGAUUGACAGAAAUGAAUCGUUUACUAUGUUGGGCUAGAACUUAAUCGUGAAGGAAGACAUUUGUCAAACUCAGUUUCUGGUUCCAGGUUCACAAACUCUCCUUUUCUCUGUUUUAUAUUGUUGUUAAUUGGAGGUGUGUAGGAGAUCUAUGAACAAAUCCUUCACAACAAAUCAACAACAAUCAACGAUGUCACUGAAUGAAUCAGUGGUUUUAAGCAGUGGAGCGCCACUUCCUGGUGACUGAGCGCCGCGCUGUCAGCCCAGCUGUGAUUCACAGUACGUUACUUCCUCGUUAAAGGCCUAUUAACACAGCGAAAGCCACAGAAAUAAUCAUAAUUUGAUAACUCUGCACUAUUAACCUUUAUGUACAGUGCUUUUACGAGCUCGUUUUGGACUGAGCUGAACUUAGCAACAGACUGGACGUACAACUGAGCUGAAGACAGCUGGAAUCAGGCCUGAACAUUGCAGCCACAUGAACAGUGAUGAGUUCACUUACUGUUGUGUGUACUGAAGUGGGUCUGAACAGUGAUGUGACUGCUUAGCUAACGAAAAAACUACAAAUCUUUGAGCUGAACAAAAAGAUUUGCAUCGCAAGGUGUUUUUUAACUCUUUUAAACUGAACAGAAGCAGACGUUUUUUACUUAAAGUGAGAAAAUGUAACAAUGCCGCAGUGUACGAGUAGUAUAGUGGAGAAUAAAUACGAAUCUGAAAUGUACCACAACAUGGAAUGACUCAAAGUACAAGUACCUCUAAAUUAGGAACAGUACUUGGCUACUUUCCACCACUGAAAUGAAAUAUGUUUUUAAUCAGACUGCAAUUUGAAGAUGGCACUUUGGGCUCUGGGGUAUGUGAGUGGCUAUUUGUUACAAUUUUCUGACAUU